AUGUCCACACCUCCUCCAAACAGGAGGCAACAUUGCCCGCAGACUUUCUCACCCAUCCAAGACUCAAGUGUGCGAGGAGAGAGGGUGAGGGUGAGGAGGGGGACGUACGGGAAAGACACGCUUCGUCACUUUUGGAUGGGAUGGACGCAGCAUCAGUCAGUGCAGAUUGAGCCUGUACCCCCCCCCCCCCCCUCCCCCCCCUCCCGGCUCAGCUCAGUCUCUCCCUCAGUCUGCAGCCCGAACGAGAACAGCCGCUGCAUCAUUUUUCAGCAGCAGCAGCAGCAGCAGCAGCAGCAGCAGCAGCAGCAGCAGCAGCAGCAGUAG
Molecule: messenger RNA, 324 nt
Organism: Knipowitschia caucasica
Lineage: Eukaryota; Metazoa; Chordata; Actinopteri; Gobiiformes; Gobiidae
Source: the annotation of a GenBank genome assembly